AUGAACAAAAGAGAUCGUUCCGAAAUUGAAACUUUAAUUGAAGACAAUUCAAAGGGAGAACAAACACCAAAUGAGGAACCAGAACAUGAAAAUAAAACAAGUGCCAUAAUUGAUACUUUUUCUAACUCUGAUCCCAACUUAAAUCACACAAUUUCUGAAGGAAAUCUGGGUUUGGAAUUUAAUUCUGAUUCUAUACCCAAGUCAGUAGAUAAAAAUGAUGAUAUGAUGGAAUCAGGAUCUGAACCCGAGAAUGGAAGCAAAAGUGAAGAUGAUGAGGAUGGAUAUGAACCUUAUAUUAAGUAUUUGCAAGCUUUAAGCUUGUCUUGGAGUAGUUGGGAAGCUUCAUCAAUGCUAACAAAGGACUUGGUUGAAUAUAUGGUACCAAGAUUUCAAGACUGCAGUACACCUAUAAAGGUGAGAAUCAUUAUGAGCAUAUUAUAUAUAAGUGAUUAUCUUCGUGAAUCCUGUAAACAAGAAUUUAUGAGUAUUUUAAAUUUUGGGGAAUUGGAUAGAGAUGACUGGGUAAGAAAAUUAUCCAGAUUAAUGAUACCUUAUGUUCAAAAAGGUGUUCUUGAUUUGGGAGAAACUGAUACAGAAACAGCCUUCAAAAUUUUACGGUAUCUUGAUGAGUUAAGAAUGAGGGAAAACAUUGAUUUUAGGUUAAAACCUCCUUUAGAAUCUAUUCAUAUGUGUGAUCCUUUAACUGAUGAAUCGAUUCAUAAUGAGAUCCCCUGCUAUAAUGUCGAUUAUGACAACUUUGCUCCUCAAAAAGACUUUGAGCUAUUGCUUGCUGAAGUUGAAAAAGAUGGUCUACAUAAAAUGAGAAUGGCAAGUAAUUCCUUCACUAACACAAAGUAA
Messenger RNA from Cryptosporidium ubiquitum, 858 nucleotides. RefSeq lists its product as uncharacterized. The record is from RefSeq and is a predicted model, not a curated record. The transcript has a single exon. Bases 1 to 858 code for a protein of 285 amino acids. NCBI's taxonomy places the organism in Eukaryota, Apicomplexa, Conoidasida, Eucoccidiorida, Cryptosporidiidae.